AUGUCCGCGCCUCGAGUUUUCAAGGGUCGCGAAGAGGAGAUGACGAUGGAACAGCUCGCGGCUUCGAGCGCUGCAGCAAAGAUCCAGUCUACCAGCGGAGGCUCUGAAUUUGAGGAUUUACCCCUGAUCAAAUCUGACAUUACCUCCAGUCCAGCUGUCAAUGCACGGCCCGUCGCCUCUGAGACCAAGAAGCGCAAAGCAGGUCGCCCUCUCAAGGCGAGUAGGGCUGUCAAAAAUCUCACAUUGGCCGAAAACCCCGAGGUCGCGGUCGGAACUUCGCAGAGCGCUGUCCCAUCAGCUGAGAACUCGUCUUCCUCGCCUUACGCGACUCCGGACUCUCCUUCUCUCAAUAGGCGAAAAGUUCUCAAGGUCGGCGAAUACUUUGAGAAUGUGCCUAACCAGCGAGCGACGCCUGUGACUCGGAUGCAAUCAUCUGCUCGAGAGCUCAGCCAAGGUGCCAAUGUGUACAACUCCGAUGACGAUAUGAGGGACGACGCUAUUCCUGAGCCCGUCUCAGUUCCUACCCGGCGCGGUCGCCCACGAAAGAACCAGACACCCAUUCCAGUCAACACAACUGGUAAAGGCAAGUCCAAAACCAAGCUGCCUCGGCUCGUCUCCCGGCGCUUACUCCCCAGGCGAUACGCAAAAACUAACCGACGUGGGAUCAUAGACUCGGUUCGAACCACCCGUGCCUCUGCUCGCAUUGGUUCCGAGAAAGCUGCUCCUGCCAAAACCCCUCAGGUUCAGGCUGUUCCCACUAAGAGGGCUUCUUUAUCUUAUGGCCGAGGUGUUGGUCGUCUCAAGAAGACUCCCCGCAAAGGAAAUUCGGGCACCCCGCAGUUCACCAGGGAGGAGUAUGUCGUGGAGAAGAUCGUCGGCUCCCGCAUCGACCCCAUCACCAAAGAGCAGAUGUAUAUGGUGAAGUGGAAGAAUUACGCCGCGAAGGACAACACCUGGGAGCCGGUGAAUAACCUUGGAAAAUGCAGUUCACUUAUCAAGACAUUUACCGACUCUCAAAAGUCAAAGGGAAAGAGAAAGGGAAGGAAGUAA
Messenger RNA from Colletotrichum graminicola M1.001, 1050 nucleotides. RefSeq names its product chromo domain-containing protein. NCBI's taxonomy places the organism in Eukaryota, Fungi, Ascomycota, Sordariomycetes, Glomerellales, Glomerellaceae. The record is from RefSeq and is a predicted model, not a curated record. Gene Ontology annotation, cellular component: pericentric heterochromatin. Gene Ontology annotation, molecular function: chromatin binding. Gene Ontology annotation, biological process: chromatin organization; negative regulation of transcription by RNA polymerase II. Bases 1 to 1050 code for a protein of 349 amino acids. The transcript is spliced from 3 exons.